CCCCGGCAAUGCCGCCGCGGCAACGCCCAUCCCGCCGCGGCAGUGUCCCGCCCAAGCGCAUAUUUUGUUGCCAUACCCCGCCGAGCGAGCCGCCUUCCUCUUUCGGGGGGGUGGGAUGCGCCGCGCGGUGAUCUGCUGCUUGGCCGGCCGCGGAUGCCUGGCACCGGGGGUUGGAGACACGUUUUCCGCAGGCACCGCUGCGGGGAUUUAAUAAUGUUGUGGUCUUGUCGUCUGGCAGUGUGGUAGGGCCGCGCUCUGCGCGUGGUGGUGUGUAUGUCGUGUUCUAACAAUUGGUCUUCAGUGUGGAGGUUCAGUGCCAUCGCUACUGUGCUGACCGGUCCCUGUGUGUCUUCUGCACUGCGAAGCCGAUACAGUGGAGUACUCAUAUGUGAUUCUGCUCCACCUCCUAGAGUAGCACCAGCUCUCCGGGUGAUAUCUUCCGAUUACCAGGUGAGAGUGAGAUGAUGACGUAAGUCUAGUGAAGAGGAACAUUGUUCUGGUUGAGCAGCCUCCUACUCCUAGCUUCGCCUGCGUUGCAGAACGACAUUCCGAUCUUGCUUUUUCGUGCCUCAUUUCUCGUCCAGCGGCCGGGGCGAUUUUGUUUUUUUGCGUUGCUGUGUUGUUUUUUAGGGUGUGGCGUUUCCCAACGGCAUCUACCUGUCCUCGUCUGUCAAGUAUCGAUAGAAUCAAAGGUUUAAGCGAAGGAUGCAAAAAUAAAUUCAAAUACAACUUCUAAAACUCAAAAUGUCCUCCUCCGUGUCCUCGUCAGGCUCCUCGAUGAGUUCUUCGCGGCGGUGCGUGCCGCUGCGCAUGUUUGAUGCCGACUCCCCGUGGCUCUUCCACCAGCAGGCUUUCUCCCGCAUUGCGUCCCGCAAGAACAUUCCCCUGCAAGUGGUUCUCCCCGGCGACCGCUGUGUGUGUGGAACCCUGAUCGACCGAAUUCAAACCUACCCGCGCCCGAGUCAGCGGCAGCGAAGCAGUGCAAGAAGUAGAAGUACUAAUGCCUCCACAACUAGCACUUCUACUUCACCGUCCUCCCGGUCUACCAGUUCCUCUCGCGAUCAAGCAAGGGACAGCCAAGCUAGCACGGCCCGCGGUGCUGUUGGAAGCGAGCCGCACAUGAUCACAGAGGGCGACAAUGCACGCGCUACACAGAGCACCACUUCUCCCUCCUCGGCCUCUGCGGGAUUGUCAGGAAGAAGAACCACUACCACAGCCCAAGAGCAAGAUGAGGAUGAGGAAACGACACCAACCUCUACUUCAACGAAUACUGCUAGUGAAGUUGUAGAUGAUGGUGGUACAACAUCAACUCCAGUAGAAAAUAACAACAUCGACGACGAAGACACGGAGGACGACGGGACUACGGAGGCGGAAGCUAGCAUGAACCAUGGGUUUGUCAUAUCCUGAUUAACAACGUCCCCACACCGUAGUCAAGUUGGUAAAUGAAUCUGCAACACAAAUCUCCAAGUUAUGGGAGUUAUGCAUGACAGGUUUCCCUUUGUUCCGUCUGCAGCGCACUAGCGCUGGUUUGCAAGGACAGCCGCAUCACAAAGAUGCCUCCUUAUGCUGUUUACAGAAUUACAAAUCCCAGAACACGACGGCAAAUCCCUCUUUUCCGGAUGUGCAUAUACAGAUUAAUUUUUCUGUAGAUGCAAAUCAGCAUGACAGCUAUCAGGGGCUGGGGACGACGUUUUUAGAUAGGAUAUGUCAUCCACGCCACCGUCCCGCGUUUGGCCGUGCUGCGGCCGCUCGCGCUGCAGCGGUGCGCCGGAACGUUCUUCCUCUUUUUCCUCCAGUUUCUCGUCUGCGUCGCCGUCUUUUCCGGCUUCGCCGUACUUCCCUUUGACGGAAAUGACGACCUCUACCCGCGGUGGCCGACGUCCGCGCAGGUCGGGGGGUACGCCGGGCUGUGGAGUUUGCACGCCUUCGCGGUGGUCGCGACGUUGAAACGGCGGUCGGCGGCCAUGCUGGCGGUUUACCGCGCCCUCCUGUCCGCGCACUGUCUUCUCACCUUCGUGGCGGCGUCUGAGGGCCUGUUCGAUCUGGUGGUCUGUUUUCUCUCCGUGCUAGUCGUCCUCGACGCAGAGAGACACGGCGAGCUGUUGGAGCGCCAGGUGUUCGUGCGAAAAUUCUCCUGAAGUUGUUUUCGUGCGGAUAAAGUGAUUGUGCUCGUCGAGUAUCUAUUGCGAUGAGCCUCUAGAAGGUCAAGUCGCGCAUGCAUUGCCGAUUAUGCCAAAUCGAAUACCGCGAAGCGAUCGGCGCUAAGGCCGUACUUAUUAAUUUUCUUUUUCGACAGAAAUUAUCCAAUGCUUCCAUCUGGUGUUCCUUUGUGGCUAGCACGGUUAAUACUACGGGAUAGGAAAAGCCUAGCACAAGUAGAUAGAAUUCCAGACAUGAAGAUGACGAGAGAAAAGCAAUUGCAUCAAUAGCG
Messenger RNA from Amoebophrya sp. A120, 2431 nucleotides. NCBI's taxonomy places the organism in Eukaryota, Dinophyceae, Syndiniales, Amoebophryaceae. The record is from the annotation of a GenBank genome assembly.